Fusarium oxysporum Fo47 is the source of this 1641-nucleotide messenger RNA. RefSeq names its product fungal specific transcription factor domain-containing protein. The record is from RefSeq and is a predicted model, not a curated record. The transcript is spliced from 5 exons. Gene Ontology annotation, molecular function: DNA binding; zinc ion binding. NCBI's taxonomy places the organism in Eukaryota, Fungi, Ascomycota, Sordariomycetes, Hypocreales, Nectriaceae. Gene Ontology annotation, biological process: DNA-templated transcription. Bases 1 to 1641 code for a protein of 546 amino acids.
AUGUCUGCGUCACCGUCUUCAGGCGGCGGAACAUUCGGCGCAGCUACCUCUGCUCAUCGGCUGAGCACCAGAGUGAUCUCGGUCAGCCGUCAUGCACCCGUUGUCUCGAGCGCGGCAAGACAUGUAGCUACUCAACAACACGUCGCCGGCCCGGGCCAGCGCCGGGCUCCGGGCGCCAGCCACGGGGAAUCCGUAAUCGAAGGCAUUCUGGACGCUACCAUACAGGGCAAUUCUAUCUCUGAAGACACUAUCUCUUUAGCUGCAGCCGUUUCAGAUCUGCCCUCUGAAAGUCCUGUGAGCCUUGUUACUUCACAUGCACCUACUCAAGUUAGCAAUCAAUCGUCACAAGGUCCAAACAUCUUACCCGAAGAGGAAGCAUAUCUUGAACUCGUUGAAGCAUUGCUUCUCAUCACAGCCAAACUCCUCGGCUCCAAAUUUGCAUCGACUCAUUUUGACCUCGACGGUCGCAUAGACCAAAUCCUAAGCAACACGACUCUUCAAGAAGAUACAGCCGGUGACUUUCCAAGUCUCGACCUCUUUCGGAAGUUCUGCUUACUCGUCUUCUAUGAAUUCCACCAAUUCCCUGGCCAACAAGCCUGGAUGCGGAUAGGAAAGAUCGUCCGGCUGGCGUAUUGGAUGGGCCUUGAUCGUCUGGACAUAAUCCAAUCUGUUUCCCCAGAGUGGUCCAAUGUGAGCGAUGCGGACCUUCAAAACUGGAAACUUGUCUGGUGGUGUGUAUAUCGUCUUGACUCGUACGCCAACCUCUCAUCCGGCACACCGUACCAAGUUGAUGAACGACUUGUCAAUACGUCUUUAAAUCACCAGUGUCAGCUUUCUCAAGGUUUUACUGCCCCGUGCAGGUUACCUCACGAUCCGCGUGGUCUUCCCGACCUUCUCUUGCUUGUCAAGGCUGGUAGCGAAAACAGCUUACUUUUCAACAUCCAUCUCAUCACCAUCACUGUCUUGCGUCAAUUUGGCAGAGCAAUGAGUAUGCGCUAUUUGGUUCCUCACGAGAACCUCAUGGCGAUCUUACUCGACGCAGAACGUACGCUAUCUGCAAUACGUCUAGCCUUACCACGGAACUUCUUGAACCCUGGAAGAAACGCGUUCAUGAAUGAGUCAAAUACAAAUCACCACGCGAGAUUAGCCUCGGUGCUUCAUCUACAUAUGGCUCAACUGCUAGCUGCCCUCGCGAGCUGCUACUAUCUUCCAGAAGGGGACGAUUGGACGCUUAGCUGGCAACGUGUUCUGGAAACCUGCCAGAACAUAGCGGGGAUAGCAGAAAAAUGGGACAGCAAUUACACUCUCACCGUGGACCCAGCACUUUCGCUCAUCAGCUUGACGGCGCUUGUUUUCUUGGAUAUUCACAAGAAGUAUACUGAAAGUACUAACACAUAUCUCAUAUCCGAGAUUGAGAAUUGCGAACUUCUUCUUUUGCUCCAACUUGAGCAAUUCUCAGCUCAUUGGAAGCUUCCAAGUUUAUUGAUUUUGUCAUUCAAGAGCUUCAAGGAGUCGGUGACAGGUCCUCUCUCUUAUCCACACAUCCAACUUAUCCUGUCCCGGUUUGAGAGUCCUUUACACCCAAGAUGGUUACAGUUCCUGUCAUCUGCUCAAACGCAUCUCGAGAACGUGAUAUGGUGA